Molecule: messenger RNA, 2642 nt
Organism: Pogonomyrmex barbatus (red harvester ant)
Lineage: Eukaryota; Metazoa; Arthropoda; Insecta; Hymenoptera; Formicidae
Product: putative ATP-dependent RNA helicase DHX57
Cellular component (GO): intracellular anatomical structure
Molecular function (GO): ATP binding; RNA binding; helicase activity
Source: RefSeq, a predicted model, not a curated record
ACUGUGAAAAACAAAGACAAUACGAUCAAGAAACAUCUUACUGGAGAAAACGAUGAGUGAAUUCAACGAUGAAGAUUUAGAAAACCAAUUUUUUCGUGAAUUUAGGAGAGAAGUGAAUGCUGAAUAUACAAAAAAUAAGCAAGGAACAACAAAAUGAAGAACAAAGAAAACUGCCAACAUGGACUAAAAAGGAUGAAAUUAUCAAUACUAUAUCCGAGAAUCAAGUUAUUCUUAUUUGCGGUGAAACUGGAUGUGGAAAAAGCACUCAGAUACCACAAUUUAUUUUAAAUAAUUCGAUUGAACAAGCGAAAUUAAAAGAUGAAUUACAUGUUAAUAUAAUAUGUACUCAGCCUCGUAAAAUAAAUGCGAUAGGACUUGCAAAUCGAGUGGCAGCUGAGAGAAAUGAGAAGGUAGGAGAUAUAGUCGGAUAUCAGAUACAUUUAGAAAAAAAGUUAUCAAAGAGAACGCGACUGACAUAUUGCACCAUUGGUAUACUAUUGCAAAAAUUAAUAGGAGAUCGCAAUCUAUUAGGUGUGACUCACGUUAUAGUCGAUGAAGUGCACGAAAGAAGUGCUGACAGUGAUUUUCUACUGAUGCUUUUGAAGGACUUAUUGCCAAAAAAACUAUCUUUGAAAAUAAUAUUGAUGAGCGCGACACUUAAUACCAAGAUUUUUUCUUCAUAUUUCGGAAAUGUACCAAUUAUAAAUAUUCCAGGAAAACUUUUCUCAGUGGAACAACUCUUCCUUGAAGACAUACUCGAGAAAAUAAGAUAUGUUUUCGUAAAAGAUUCUAAAUUUGUUCAUCAAGAAAAAAGGAAAAUAGUUUUUCAAAAACAGCAAAAAGCAGAAAAAUUGUUGACUAACUUAACUGACUCAGAUAUUCCAAUAGGAAACUUAGAUGAUCGAGUUAACGAAUAUCUCGAAGACGAGGAUUUGACGUUAGAGCAACUCAUUAAUAGAUAUCCAAAUUAUUCUAAACUGACGCAUGAAAAUUUAUUUCUUAUGGAUCACAAAAGAAUUAAUUAUGAGCUGAUAGAAAAGAUUUUAGAAUGGAUUAUCAGCAGAAAACACGGUUAUCCCAGAACGGGCUCUAUUCUGGUAUUCUUACCAGGCGUGGAGGAGAUAGCUACAUUAAUACAGCAGCUAAAUCGCAAUAUAUAUCUGUCUGUUGAUAAUAAAAUCGUAAUAUAUCCAUUACAUUCGAGCAUUUCAAUGGAGGAACAGAAUCGCGUGUUUCAACAAACCAAAGACGGUGUCCGAAAAAUUGUGAUCGGUACAAAUUUGGCCGAGACAUCUAUCACCAUAAAUGAUUGCGUAUUUGUGAUCGAUUCAGGAAAAAUGAAGGAAAACAGAUUUAAUUCAGAUAAGAACUUGAACUGUUUAGAGACUUGCUGGAUAUCGCAAGCGAAUGCUUUGCAAAGAAAGGGUCGUGCUGGUCGAGUGAUGCCUGGAGUCUGCAUCCAUUUGUAUACUUCACACAGAUUCAAGCAUUUCUCCGUAGAACAAAUACCGGAAAUACUAAGAAUCUCUUUGGAAUCGCUACUUCUACGUAUUCAACUUAUGCACGAUGGCAGAAAAAUAAAUCUAUACAAUAUAUUAAGUCAAAUACUGCAACCACCAUCGCCUAAGGAAAUUAAGAACGCAAUAAUACGUUUGCAGGAUGCCGGUGCAUUUAAUUCUGAUUGUGUAUUGACACCUCUUGGUCAUCAUUUAGCCAAAUUACCCGUAACUGUAGGAAUCGGAAAAUUGAUACUGUACGGCGCGAUUUUUAAUUGCUUAGACUCAGUGCUUACUAUCGCCGCAUGUCUAUCACACAAGAGCCCAUUUAACGUACCAUUUGAAUUAAGAAAGGAAAUAAAUCCCAAAUUAAAAUUUCUCGUAGCUAACUCAGAUCACUUGACUAUCCUCAGAGCAUACACGGAGUGGCGCGCCGCGUGUAGCAACAGUAAAAGUGCUGGUAAAACAUUUGCCAAGGAAAAUUACUUGUCUAUAUACACGUUACAUACUCUAGCGGACAUGAAACAUCAGUAUUUGGAGUUGCUAAUAUCAAUUGGUUUCGUGUCUGCUAAUUUGUCCGAUCGAAAGUUCAACGUUGACAAUAUCUUAGACAUCACUGGAGCUGAACUGAAUACAAAUAAUUGGAAUUACAAGCUCCUGCAGGGUCUCAUUUGCGCAGCUCUGUAUCCUAAUAUUGUAAAACUUGACAAACAUCCCAAUCAACUUAAUGCGCAACACUUGGCACUUCAAACGAGAAACAAUAUUUUAGUCAAAAUCCAUCCGACGUCCGCAGUUUCUCAAAUCAACUUUUUCUCGAGCCCAUAUUUGGCUUAUCAGCAGAAGCUCAAAACCAAAGAGGUCUUUAUUCUAGAAGUAUCCAUGAUUCCAACCUUGCCUUUGAUAAUAUUCUCCGGUUAUGAAUUAAACAUAGAACAUCGUGAUGGAAAAUUUAUAGUUUCUCUAGACCAUGGCUGGGUUAUACUUGAAGUGACUUCAUUACACGAGGGAGAAUUACUGCAAAAAAUGAGAAUUGACUUAGGGAUAUUGUUAACACGGAAAAUGAAGAAUCCUCUACUGAAUCUCUUAAGCUGUCCAAGAAGCAAAGAAAUUAUAGAUACGAUUGUAAAUGUAGUGACAAAUAAUUAA